Molecule: messenger RNA, 718 nt
Organism: Mauremys mutica (yellowpond turtle)
Lineage: Eukaryota; Metazoa; Chordata; Testudines; Geoemydidae
Exons: 5
Coding region: 62-718 (218 amino acids)
Biological process (GO): immune response; cell morphogenesis
Cellular component (GO): membrane
Source: RefSeq, a predicted model, not a curated record
GGGACGGACGGACGGAGCCGCUCCCCGGGCCUGGGGCUGAGUCCCGGGUUCACCUGCUGAAAUGGGAUCUUCCUGUAUAACUUGGACCUGCACGUCAGGGACGAAUCUCUCCACGCAACUGCCCGCUCAGGAGAGGGGUGAUCCCAGCCCGGGGACUCUGUGGGGUAAGAAAUGCUGCAUCCCGGUCUGGGGAGUCACCACCGCGGCAGGUGGGGGGUUUGUCAUGCUGGUUCUGAUCCUGGUGCUGUCUGUCUGCCUGUGCCGGGCCAGGAGACGAGUAAAGAAGUUGGUGGCUUGGAAGGACGGCGCGGAGCUGGAGGACCCCGACGUGCAUUACGCCUCCCUGCAGAAUUUGGCCUCAGCCCAGGUCGGGGAGCAGGAGCCGGAGCCCCCCGGCCCCCAGCACACCGACUACGCCACCGUGGCCGAAGUGAAGGGCCUGGCCGAGGAGGAGGGGGAAGGGGAGGCCUGGCCAGAUGGGGGCACGGACCCCGGGGAGUUUGUGCAGGACCCCCAGGAAGGGGAGGCCUGGCCAGAUGGGGGCACGGACCCCGGGGAGUUUGUGCAGGACCCCCAGGAAGGGGAGGCCUGGCCAGAUGGGGGCACGGACCCCGGGGAGUUUGUGCAGGACCCCCAGGAAGGGGAGGCCUGGUCAGAUGGGGGCGCGGACCCUGGGGAGCUCGUGCAGGACCCCCAGGAAGGGGUGGCCGCCCACUGA